Messenger RNA from Lycium ferocissimum, 733 nucleotides. RefSeq lists its product as uncharacterized. The transcript has 4 exons. The record is from RefSeq and is a predicted model, not a curated record. The coding region runs from base 44 to 733 and encodes 229 amino acids. Lineage: Eukaryota; Viridiplantae; Streptophyta; Magnoliopsida; Solanales; Solanaceae. Gene Ontology annotation, molecular function: zinc ion binding.
AGAAAUGGACAUUGCAUAAGGACAACGGUCAUAGGUGGGGGCUAUGACAACGAAUGUCUCCGAGUCUUACAACGGUUUAUUGAAGAAAGCUCGUGGACUGCCCGUUACUGCCAUGGUCCGUUAUACGUUUAAAAAUCUUGUUGAUCGGUUUGUUGAGAGAAGCACCCUUGCUGAUUUGUUGAUUGCGGAUAAAAAGUUUUGGCCGCGUGCUGUUGAAAAGAAGUUUGAUGAAUACUGGGAGAGGUCCCUAAAGCAUACUGACAUGCAGCAAUACAAUGCAACUGAAGGGGAAAAGUGUUCGUGUGGGAAAUGGAGAAACUACCAUAUGCCAUGUUCACAUGCAAUUAAAUUUUGUGAUAUCCGCGGAAUUCAACCAAAGGACUAUGUUAGCAAGUACUACAGUUGCAGGUUUUACAAGCAAACGUACAGUGAAAAUUUUUCACCGUUGGGUGAUGAGGCAUAUUGGCCACCUUCUCCCUUCAGUUUAAUUGCAAACACCGAAUACGAGCGAACUUCGAGAACGCGGACUACAACUAGAAGGAGGAAUGAAAUGGAUAUAGCUCCUGCUCGUAUGGCUAGAAAGUGUAGGCCCGACAAAACUAGAUUGUCGGAAAAUCCUACUUUGAAGGUAAAACGCUCCCUACUCAAGACAACUCCAGUUAAAGAGCUUGAACCCGAAGCUUGUUUUUUCAUUCACAGGACUCAAACCCAAAAACUAGAGGUGUUGAAGUAG